UUUAAUAUCUGCAGGAUAGAAGGGAACCAGCUCGUGUUAGAGAAACAGCAUGUCUACAAUAAAACUAUCAGAGAUAUCAACGAAACGCAAGAAAUUACCCAGGCUUUUCUUCACGGAAACUUUAUUCUCCUAAACAUGACUGAAAUCCCCGAGAUAUUUCAUAGGCUUCUGGAAGACGAUGAAUAUUUGCCUAAAAAUCUGAAAAGAAACUCGGCUGGCUGUUAUGUCAAGGAAGCACCGAACCAUUUUCCCUUUCAUGUUUACUGGAAUAGUGUUAAUCAGUUAUCUUGGUUGGUUUUGUACCUGCCCUAUCUUAUAUUUGGUUUGGCGCUGUCUAUGAUCCUUCUAGAGAGAUUACUAACAAGAUUUUUCUGGACUGGUCAGAGAAUAGAAAAAUUCUACAAUCUACUUGUGAAACAAUCCAUAAAGGAGGGUGUUAAUUGUUCCACCCUGUAUACUCGGGAGAACAGAUUAGCUUGUCAACAGAUUCUUUAUGAUUUUAGAGACAGUAAUAUCCACUACAGAGCUUAUAUGUGCCAGACCCUAGGAAAGCUGUUAAUAGCUGCUGCCGUAGUCGCUUGGAGCUUCGCAAGCCCUUUGAGAGUAAGACAGAGCUUUAAAUCAAACUUCAACAGCCGUAUGCAAGGGUACAUGCACCAAUGUACAAUACCUGCCAAUGAUUUGAAUGAGAUAAUCUUUGAACUAGUAAAUGGUCUAAUGAUGCUGAUUCUAAUUAGUUCGUUUGGUACUUUGGUCUGGUAUGUACGAAUAUAUAUGCCAGAUCAUUGCUACGGUAUGGUUGCAAAUACAAAACUCAGUCGUCUCCUCAACAAAUGUCAACAGGAUAUGAAACCAUUCCCUUCAACCAUCAAUUCAAUAUAUUUUAAGAGUACAGAUAUGAGACUUCUACUCAAUAUAUUGACAGAAACAAAGGGGUUAUGGGCCUCCCUCAGGAUUCUAUCUCUGUUUGACUCCUCGUUUCGACAGAUUUUCAAGCCGCAGCUAGAGAAGGUAUCCAGUACAGUACCAUCCAGAGGACGAAAGAAUAUAAAUUUAAAAUGGCGGGAACCUUACGGAGCUCUUCUAGCUUCUCUCAGUCUAGAUCAGGGUCAAAUGAUGUAUGUAUCUGAAGUUGACCCACCCGGCGAGACUGAUGAUUUUUACAUGUUUCCAGCUUGUGAUGCUCUCUCUUGCGAAUACAGACUGGACUCCGAAGAAAACAACAAUCAACCAUCAAAGGAUAUUGUUGACAAAUCUGAGAUAAGCGGUUACGGUUCAGAUAGCAAUUUUGAAUCUGAAAGUAGCUCACGUAACAGCAGCCCAAAGAACAGUAUUAGCAAUGGAAGCCACAAGAACAGCUUUAGUUCGAGUAGCUCCAAGAGCAGUUUCAGCUCUAGCAGCUCCCAUAAAGACCCUGAUGCUGAUAUCCAUGUUGUGGAAAGCCUCCACAGUGGAAAGGAUAGGAAAAAUAUGAUUGAAAGAUUACUUUGUUCUGAUGGAUCUAAUUCCAAUGGUUCAGCAACAUCACCGUACAACGCGGUUUUCAAAAAUCUAAAAACAGGCACUGAUUACAAGAUUAGUAUCAGUUUUCUGUUAGCUGGAAACUGCUUAGGCGUAGCUAAUUUCACAGUAGCAGCGGACAGCAGGAAAACGUCGUCUUCAUCUAGCUCUUACGGUUCAGAAUCAAGAAAGGUUUCCGAUAUAUCUGGUAUUACUUCGGAUACCAGCCUCACUGCAGAACUCAUGGAGAUAGAGGAAGAGGAAGACGAUGAAUAUGACGAAGACGACAUUGUUCAGAAGAUAUCUUCUCAUUCCCACCUGGAGGAUAUCAUAGCAGGUUUUAUUCAUUAGAAAGGCUUAGAACUACAGAGCUUCCCAAAUCAUAUUGUAUUAUCUCCAAGCUUUAACGCCAAAAGACACACAUAAUACUCAACAAAAAGUGGUAUUUAAAGCAAGAUUUUUUAAAUAAGCCUUAUA
Messenger RNA from Eurytemora carolleeae, 1977 nucleotides. RefSeq lists its product as uncharacterized. Lineage: Eukaryota; Metazoa; Arthropoda; Copepoda; Calanoida; Temoridae. The record is from RefSeq and is a predicted model, not a curated record. Bases 136 to 1851 code for a protein of 571 amino acids. The transcript is spliced from 24 exons.